AUGUAUAACGCACAACAAGGAAUAAACUGGCAUGAAAUACUAAGACAAGUAAAUUCUGAUCCAGAAUUAAAUUCGCAGAAUGUAAUUAAUAAAAUAGCAGAAGCAAUACUUAAAGCGCAUCCAAAUAUAAAUUUCAAUUUAAAUAAUGUAGCAUUAUUGCACAUUGCCAUUAAUUACAAUACAAAGACAGCAGAAGAAAAGAACAGAGUAGACACUAUAAACAUAGUAAAAGCUCUAUUAGAAACAGGCAUAGACGUUAAAGCUAAAGAUCCCACGGAUGACGAAACUUUUCUACUUAGAGCUACAAAAAGAAAAGAGAUAGAUAUAGAAGUAAUAAAAGCUAUCAUAAACGCAGGCGCAGAAGUUAAUGCUGCAUAUUGUGUAAGUAAAGUAACUUCUUUACAUAACGCUGCUUCUAAUGAUCGUUCAGAUAUAGUAAAAACUCUAUUAGAAACAGGUGCAGAUCCUAAUGCUAUAGACGUAUUUCAAGAUACUGCUUUGCAUGUUGCUUCUUUACAUGGUUAUGCAGAGGUAAUAUUUCAUUUAUUGACAGCAGGUGCAAAGGUUAAUGCUAAAGAUAAUCAAGGAGAAACUCCUUUACAUAACGCUGCUACUUUUAUUUCUCUAAAUCCCAAAAAAGCACAAAAGGGACAAAAGGUAAUAAAGAUUCUAUUAAUGUACGAUGCAGAUAUUUUGUCGAAAAAUGGAUGGGAUAAGACUCCUAUGGAUGUAACUAGAAAGGAUGAUAUAAAGUUGUUUAUAGAGAAAGCAUUCAAUGAAGUACGUAGUAUGAAAGGUGAGGAAAUUGAUACAAUAGUUGAUUACCUGCUCCCAGAAAUCGCUAAAUAUCUAACAGAUACUGGUGUAGAAAAAAUUGCUAAAAAGGCACUCACAACCACAAAACAUUGAUUGUAAAAAGACAAAAUAGGAUAUAAGUUCUCUUAAAAAAAAUAAGAGAACUUAGCUGUACGCUACUGGCGCUUUUAUCCCCUUCCUAUCCUAAAUCUCGUACACUUAUUUCUUA
Cinara cedri is the source of this 1024-nucleotide messenger RNA. The record is from the annotation of a GenBank genome assembly. NCBI's taxonomy places the organism in Eukaryota, Metazoa, Arthropoda, Insecta, Hemiptera, Aphididae.